AUGAUUUUGAUGGAGAAUACAUCAGAGGUUACUGAUUUUAUUCUUGCGGGGUUAACAGAUGCACCAGCACUUCAGAUCCCUUUGUUUAUUAUUUUUACUCUCAUUUAUUUCAUUGCACUAUUUGGGAAUCUUAGGAUGAUCAUGAUGAUUCUGCUGGUCCGACUUCACACUCCCAUGUACUUUUUCCUCUGUAAUCUCUCCCUGGUGGACUGUGUUUAUGCUUCAGCAAUCACUCCCAAGGUGAUGGAAGGGUUUCUUACAGGAAAUAAGAUCAUAUCCUUCAAUGCAUGUGCUGCCCAAAUGUUCUUCUUUGUAGCCUUUGGGGCUAGUGAAAGUUUAAUCCUUGCCUCAAUGGCUUAUGACCGUCAUGCAGCAGUGUGUAAACCCCUACACUACACUACCAUCAUGACAAGUACCACUUGUAUCCUAAGUGUCACCUGCUGCUACGUGUGUGGAAUCUUGCAAUCCUCUAUCCAUGUUGCUCUUGCAUUUCGUCUUUCCUUCUGUCAUUCCAAUAUGAUUAAUCACUUUUUCUGUGACAUUCUCCCACUGCUGACUAUUUCUUGUUCUGAAACUCACACAAAUGAGAUUAUACUCCUUAUCUUGGCUACAUUAGAUCUUGUUUUCACUCUCUUGGUUAUUUUAAAUACUUACCUGCUUAUUUUCGUUGCUAUCCUGAGGAUGCGUUCAGCUGAAGCACAGAGAAAGGCCUUCUCUACAUGUGCAUCCCAUCUCAUCACUGUGUCCAUCUUCUUUGGUUCCCUUAUAUUCAUGUACUUACAGCCCAGAUCUAGUCACUCCAUGGACACAGACAAAAUUGCUUCAGUGUUUUAUACCAUGAUCAUCCCUAUGCUGAACCCUGUGGUCUACAGCCUGAGGAACAACGAGGUCAAAAAUGCAUUUAAGAAGAUUGUUGGAAAAUUACUAUCUUCACUUUGUUCAUUUGAUUAA
Messenger RNA from Rattus rattus (black rat), 951 nucleotides. Its product is annotated as olfactory receptor 5B12-like. The record is from RefSeq and is a predicted model, not a curated record. Gene Ontology annotation, cellular component: membrane. Gene Ontology annotation, molecular function: G protein-coupled receptor activity; odorant binding; olfactory receptor activity. Gene Ontology annotation, biological process: G protein-coupled receptor signaling pathway; sensory perception of smell. Lineage: Eukaryota; Metazoa; Chordata; Mammalia; Rodentia; Muridae.